AUUUCUAAUGUUUUCAAAUCGCCUAUGCGAGCUGACUCGUACCAGAUAAACAUCUUUCAGAAAACACUUUACUGAGAAGAUACCUGUGGGAGCUGAAGCAUUGCUCAUCAGGCCGAUUCCAAAGCAAGCAUGGGAGCUGUCAAAAGAUAAAAUAAGUAUGGAUUCAAAACUGGGAGAAGGAGCUUUUGGCGAAGUUUGGAAAGGAACCCUGAAGCAGUUUUCCACAACGGUCCAGGUUGCCAUCAAAGUGACGAAAGUGAAAGAAGAGAAUAAGGCUUUGAUGCAAGAGAUGCACAAAGAAGCACGAUUAAUGCGACAAUACAAGCAUUUGUCAGCUGCGCAGAUCGCUGUUCUUAUGCCUUUGACGUAUCACUCGGUUUAUAUUACCUUCAUAAUAAGCGCUGCAUGCAUCGGUAUUGAUAUUGCAUGCAGAAAUUGUUUGAUUGAUAAUCAACGAAAUAUUGUUAAAAUAUCUGAUUUUGGUUUAUCAAAGCAAGCAGAUAAGUAUAAAAUACAGGGUUUUGAAAGGGUACCGGUUAAAUGGCAAGCUCCAGAAGUAGUGGCUACACGUAUUUAUACGAGAGAAAGUGAUGUCUACUCUUAUGGGAUUCUAGUGUGGGAGAUAUUCAACGACGCAAAACAACCUUUUGAGGAAUUCUCAAAUAAAACCGUCCGACGACGGCUAGCCGAUCCAACCUUCCGCCCACCAUUAUCCCCUGAUAUACCGCACGAAAUUCGAAUAAUUGUGAAUGCAUGUUGGUGUGCACUCCCUGAACAGCGCCCGGUUAUGAAGGAUGUUGCAUGGAUUCUCAAGAAAUAUAUCCGACACUCGUAA
This is a messenger RNA of Haemonchus placei, 835 nucleotides long. NCBI's taxonomy places the organism in Eukaryota, Metazoa, Nematoda, Chromadorea, Rhabditida, Trichostrongylidae. The record is from the annotation of a GenBank genome assembly.